AUGGCGGUUGAUCCGUCAUACGAAGCCUUAGAUUUACACCAUGUUCGUUACCAGAAGGGCGACGUCCUCGGCUACUUCCUUGCAUGGAUAUCCAUACUCCCUAUAUACGCCUCCGUCAUGCUCUUCUCACACUUGGUCAACCGCCGCGAGAUCCAUUCUUUGUUCAUCUUCAUUGGCCAGCAACUCGCCAUGUUCCUCGCGUUGCUUCUGAAGAACUCAAUCAAACAACAGCGGCCCGAAACCUGCUCCUCCCUCGAUGCUUGCAACACCUACGGCUGGCCCUCGCAACACACCACGCUUACAUUUUUCCUUGCGGCAUACUUGACGCUCUCGGCGUUUAAAAAGAAUAAUAACAGCGAGCAGAGGUGGACGGUGGCGCUAUCUUCCUUGUCUUUAGCUUUCCUUACUAUGUAUUCGCGGGUUUAUUUAGGCUACCAUACUGUUAGUCAGGUGAUCGGCGGAGCUUUUGUGGGCAGUUCUGUCGGUGCAGUCUGGUUUUGGAUGGUGAAUUCUGUGUUUUCCGGCUACUUUCCCGGCAUUGAAGAGAGCUUCACUCGGAGGAUUUUGCAUCUCAAAGACACUUCUCAUAUUCCGAAUGUGUUGAAGUUGGAGUACGAUAACGCAAGAGCUAGCUGGAAAAAUUUGGAGAAAAAUUGCACUUGA
Mangifera indica (mango) is the source of this 663-nucleotide messenger RNA. RefSeq names its product lipid phosphate phosphatase gamma-like. Gene Ontology annotation, cellular component: endoplasmic reticulum membrane; intracellular membrane-bounded organelle. NCBI's taxonomy places the organism in Eukaryota, Viridiplantae, Streptophyta, Magnoliopsida, Sapindales, Anacardiaceae. The transcript has a single exon. The record is from RefSeq and is a predicted model, not a curated record. Gene Ontology annotation, biological process: protein N-linked glycosylation; lipid biosynthetic process. Gene Ontology annotation, molecular function: dolichyldiphosphatase activity. The coding region runs from base 1 to 663 and encodes 220 amino acids.